Rattus norvegicus (Norway rat) is the source of this 1259-nucleotide messenger RNA. RefSeq names its product vomeronasal 1 receptor 30 (gene Vom1r30). NCBI's taxonomy places the organism in Eukaryota, Metazoa, Chordata, Mammalia, Rodentia, Muridae. Gene Ontology annotation, molecular function: pheromone receptor activity; G protein-coupled receptor activity. The record is from RefSeq and is marked validated. Gene Ontology annotation, cellular component: plasma membrane; membrane. The transcript has a single exon. Gene Ontology annotation, biological process: sensory perception of chemical stimulus; G protein-coupled receptor signaling pathway; signal transduction. Bases 122 to 1015 code for a protein of 297 amino acids.
AUAAAAUAUAUUUGAGUGUUUAACAGCACAAACUUUAUGUGAAAUAUAGAUAUUAGUCCUUCAUGUCUAUUGUGAAGUGUUGAGUUAUAAUACUGAUUGACAUUCUCCAUAACUUGAGAGAAUGGCAUCCAGAGACCUGACCAUGGGCAUCUUUUUCCUGUCUCAGACUGUUCUGGGAAUGCUGGGGAACUCAGCCUUGCUUUGUUGUUUAAUCAUCGCUGACUUCACUGGGAUCAGGACAAAGCCUAUAGACCGAAUUGUCAAACAUCUGACUUGGGCCAACAUCAUGGUUGUUAUCUGCAAAGGAAUCCCUCAGACAAUGACUGCUUUUGGUCAUACAUAUUUUCUAGAUGAAACUACAUGUAAACUUAUCUUUUAUUUGCAUAGAGUUUCUAGGGGAUUUUCCCUUGGUUCCACAUGCCUGUUAAGUGUCUUUCAGGCCAUCACUAUUAGCCCCAGCAAUUGCAAGUCUGCACAGCUGAAGGCCAGAGCCCCCCAAAUCAUUGGUCCUUCCCUGGUACUGUGCUGGUCCCUGUGUCUACUUUUAAAUAUCUUCUUAAUCAUGGCAGUGACUGACAUGACAGAUAAAGGAAAUCUUACUGAAUUUAUCCACUUGGUGUACUGUGUAGGAGUAAAGGAUUCCAAGCUCUUUCAUGCAGGAUAUGCGAUCAUAUUGGCUUCCACUGAUGUCAUGUGUUUAGGACUCAUGAUGUGGACCAGUGGCUCCAUGAUGUUUUUCUUGCUCAAGCAUAAGCAAAGGGUCCAGUAUAUUCACAGGUCCUUGGCUAAUAAGCCCUUUCAUGAGAUCAAAGCUACACAAAGUAUUGUUACCCUAGUGAGCAGUUUUGUAGUUUUUAAUGGAACUUCUGUCAUCUUAGCGUUGUAUUUUUCUUUAUAUUUUCAAUUGACAUUGCUUGCCAAUGUCAGUGUGGCCAUGAAUGCAUGCUUCCCAGCACUGUGCCCCUUUCUGUUCAUAAGAAACUAUAUUAGGGUUUAUAAGCUCAGCAAUAGUUAGGUGUGAAUCAUGGGCUAUUUUAUAGCAUAGUCAGCCCUUUAAAACAUAGGUUGUAUACACUAUUAUUUAUUCAGUAUGUAAUUUCCCCAUCAGAUCCAUGCUCUAGGUAUAAUAUCUCCCCAUACUCUUGAAUUCAGUUACUUUAAAUUGUUUCAAUUUAGAAUAUUUUAGUGCUAGAUAAAUUUAAAUUGGGUGAUAUAUAAGUUGUAAAGACUGUGAGAAUUUACAUGGCUUUAUCAUUCAU